AUCCAAGGCUCGAUCUCACAGCCCUGAGAUCAUGACCUGAGUCAAAACCAGGAGUCGGGACACUCAACCGACUGAGACACCCAGGUGCCUCUGUACCAUUUCUUUUUUAAAUUAGAUAGGGCAUAUCCCCAUUUUUUAGUGUUACUUGUAGUCAUAACCUUUAUUUUAAAGGUUUUAUAUUGUAAAUAUUUGACUUGAUACAAAAUUUUUGUGCAGGAUAAAAGAUGUACAGUCUUAGUUCAUCAUUGAAUGUACAGGAGAAUAACUGCAAGGAAGUGGAUAGGUAGUGCUUUUUUUUUCCUUUUGAAAUUACUGCUAAAUGUGCCAGGAAAUUGACACAAAACCAAAUCCAAGGACUUACACAGAUGCUACAGUUCAAUUUUAGUUACAAGAGUGAAGAAAUCUUUAACAAAUUCUUAUACAGUCCAUUUUGUAUUUUCUUCAUGAAAUGGUAACUAGAUACCUAAUCAGAGUUUGUUCUUAUAUUGGGGCAGUUGGGAGGAAUUGAAUGUUGAUCCUAGUCACUUCUAUGGUAAAACUAAGCUUUAUUUCAUUUACACUUAAUGUGUGCAUUAGGAAAAUUUCAUAGUAGGGAAGAAUUAUGUUUAUAUACAGAUACAAAAUGUCUAAACUCAUCUUUUAUGAACAAAGGCUGACAAAGGAGGGUUGGGCUGAGAAACAGUAUCCUGAAUACUACAGAAAUGAGGAAAAGAGGCAGUGGGUACAGAGAACUCUGUUCUGCUCAGAGAUCCCUAAAGAAUCCCUGUCCCCUCCCCCUACCUCCUGCCAGAAUGUUGGGUUUCAAAGAAUGAGCAGAUCAACGGAUAUCAGGAGUAGUGUGGCCUAGGCUGAGAAUAAGGAUACUUAAGGCAAAUUAUGAGUUAUAGUACUGUCUGAAUCACUACAGCCUGCUUACGUGGCAUAUCUGUGAAUGUAAAGGGAACUUAACCAAGGAACAUUAGAGCUUCUGCUGCUGGAAGGAAGUCGUACGGUAAGGGAACCACCAAAGGCCAAGAGCAAUAGAAAUACAGCCCCAAAGUCUGUAUUACUCAAGAGCUGCACAGCAGCCACCACUUAGGGAGAAAGCCUAGAUCUGGGGCUAAUACCUGACUCUCCAAGUCUCAGCAUGCCAUGGAGAGCUGUUGCUGUGGGACAUAGGCCACACAGCAUCAACUGAUUCACAAAUGGCCAUGUCAAUGGUAGCCUCUUUGAGACACUCUGCCUCUAUACUGCCUUUGCUAUGGAAAAACCGAGGGGCCUUGAAAGAGGGUAAGAUAACGUUUCAGACUUGGGCUCCGCGAAAGAGGGACUUCAGGCCGGGGCCAGUGCCGGAAUCUUCAUAUGUUAGACUGGGGAUUGUGUUGCUGUUGGUGAUUUUCCUGCCAAGCUUGUACUGUAACCUGGGAUCUGUAGAUUACACUUUCUAUGAAAUAGUCAUCCCCAAGAAGCUGACUGUCCAUGAAAGGGACACCCCAGUGAAAGAUACAUCCUAUACGCUAUUAAUGCAGGGCCAGAAACAGGUGAUUCACCUGAAGGUGAAGAGAGACUAUUUUGUGAAGAACUUUCCAGUCUUCAGCUACCGCAAUGGUGUCCUGGGGCAAGGAAUGCCUUUCAUCUCACAUGACUGUCACUAUGAAGGCUACAUAGAAGGAGUCCCAGGCUCUUUUGUUUCUCUCAACACCUGUUCAGGCCUCAGGGGCUUCCUGAUUAAGGAGGGGAAACCCUAUGGCAUUGAGCCCAUGGACACUUCAAAACGGUUUGAACAUGUGUUGUAUACCGUGGCACACCAAGCUCGAGUCUCCUGUAGUGUCACUUCCAAAGGCAGCCAAGCCGUGUCCACCAGCCGGUUUGGACAGUGUUAUAAACGGAACUUGAGAGGCCGAACUCUGAUGAUGUUAAAACAUAGGGGUGUUGACCUUGCCCCAUGA
This is a messenger RNA of Ailuropoda melanoleuca (giant panda), 1928 nucleotides long. Its product is annotated as disintegrin and metalloproteinase domain-containing protein 1. Bases 1185 to 1928 code for a protein of 247 amino acids. The transcript has 2 exons. Gene Ontology annotation, cellular component: sperm head plasma membrane; external side of plasma membrane; plasma membrane. Gene Ontology annotation, biological process: binding of sperm to zona pellucida; male gonad development. Lineage: Eukaryota; Metazoa; Chordata; Mammalia; Carnivora; Ursidae. The record is from RefSeq and is a predicted model, not a curated record.